AUGUUCCAUCCUCUACUUAUACCAGUAGCUCUUACAAUUUUGAUACUCUACUAUUGCCUCAGCACCAUAUACUCACUUUUCCUUCACCCUUUGCGACAUAUCCCGGGACCUAAGCUGUGGCUUAUCUUCCCCGUCAUCCGGUACAUAUCAGCCAUUCGAGGACGGCUAGAUACUGAUAUAUGUCACUUCCAUGCACAAUAUGGCCCGGUGGUACGCCUCACUCAUGACGAAGUCUCCUUUAUCACGGCAGAAGCAUGGAAAGAGAUAUACGGACACGGUCAUCGCCAGUUGCCGAAAGUACUCAACUCAGCUUCCAACCCGAAGGACAUCAUCAGCUCCAACGACGCCGAUCAUAGUCGAUUCCGCAAGGCUCUGUCUCACGCCUUCUCCGCCAAGGGCUUGCAAGCGCAGGAGCCCCUCAUCAAUAGCUAUAUCGACAAGUUGAUUGCUAGACUGCAGGAUAUCGCCGAGUCUCAGCUCCCAGCCGAUAUGACCAAGUGGUACAACCUGGCCACAUUCGACAUCAUCGGGGAUCUCGCCUUCGGAGAACCCUUCGGCGGCCUCGAAAGCUCCAAGUAUCACCACUGGGUCGCGACGGUAUUCGAAUCCGUAAAGCUGAUCCCGUUCACCAUGUUGAAAGACCAAUAUCCCAUGAUCUUCGGGCUCCUUUCUCUUUUCGUGCCUCAGACGCUUCUCGAUGCACGCAAGCGGCAAGACGAGCACACCAGGAUAACGGUGCAGAAACGGCUCCAGCAUUCGUCGGCCGACGACCGCGCAGACUUCAUGGACUCGAUGCUGCGGCACCGUGGCGGCGAGAAGGAGGACGCUGCCUUGAGCGACGAAGAGCUCGUGGCCAAUGCCAGCAUCCUCAUCAUUGCCGGCAGCGAAACCACCGCCACGCUCCUUUCCGGCCUCACAUACUGGCUCUUACGGAGCCCCGACGUCCUCGCAACCGUCACCGCCGAGGUUCGCUCCGUCAUGAAGACAGAGGCCGAGAUCACCUCCGCCGCCGUGGCUGCGAAGCUCCCCUACCUGCUUGCCUGCAUCGAGGAGGCGUUGCGCAUGUAUCCUCCCGUGCCAACCGGACUGCAACGCAUUACCCUCGACCCGAUUUCCAUCUCGGGCUACGACAUUCCACCUGGUACCAAAGUAUCAGUCCACCAUAUGUCCGCUUACAGAUCCCCCAUCAACUUCCACGCACCGGACCGCUUCAUCCCGGAGCGAUGGUUGCCAGACGCGAAGACCAAUCCCAACUCGCCAUUCUAUUCGGAUCGACGUGACGUCCUCCAGCCGUUCUCUGCGGGUCCCCGGAACUGUAUCGGGCGGAAUUUGGCUUUCGCCGAGAUGAGAGUUAUAUUUGCGCGGGUGUUGUGGAGCUUUGACCUGCAGUUAUGCGAGGAGAGUGUGCAUUGGUGCGACCAGAAGACUUAUACACUGUGGGAAAAGCAUCCGUUGAUGUGCAGGUUGUCUUUGAGGAGCUCGGAUGCCCCAUAGAUGAUGCUCUUGGAGGGGCUGUCGUUGGAUUGAAGUAGCUUAUGCAGUGGCUUGAGGAAGUUUAUAGUGGGAUAAUCCGGGACUGAGCACGUAUACCACUAACCGGC
Molecule: messenger RNA, 1601 nt
Organism: Aspergillus homomorphus CBS 101889
Lineage: Eukaryota; Fungi; Ascomycota; Eurotiomycetes; Eurotiales; Aspergillaceae
Product: cytochrome P450
Exons: 2
Coding region: 1-1494 (497 amino acids)
Molecular function (GO): iron ion binding; heme binding; monooxygenase activity
Source: RefSeq, a predicted model, not a curated record